UGCACAUUGACCACCUCAAGUCCGCCUCCUUUCUCCUCCUCUCCACUCGCCUCCGCCUCCGCCUCCGCGACAGAACCAUCGGGCAAUCAUCAACUCCUCCCCCAUCUCCUUCGCCCGUUCAUCUUCCCCAACUCCCUCCCCAGAUCCAUCGACUUCUCACGGCCACAAUCUGCUGCGGCGACGGCGACGGCGACGGACAUAGCCACGCCUGCUGCUGCUGGCGUCGGCCUGAUUCCUUCCCUUCACCGGUAAGUUUCCAUAUGCACCAUCACCAUGGGUGGCAAGACUCUUCAGGUGUCAGGAUUUCCUGCAACUGUCAAUGUUCACCAUGUCAAGGAUUUGUUGGAACAAAUUGUUGGUCUGGGUAAAGUCUGUGCGGUCAAGCUCCGGCCUCCAAAGAACAUCUCUGCAAACUCAAGAUCUUUUGCCAUUGUUCAGUUCGAGACCGAGGCACAUGCUUCGCUGGUGGUGAAUGCGGCUCGAGGGAAUGCACUUAGGAGUGGAAGUAAUUAUCUGAAGGUUCGGCCUGCGGAACGUGACAUUAUUCUGAAACCAAGAACUGCAUUGUUUAAUCUAGAGGAUGCAACCUUGCAUUUUGGCUGCCUUCUGAGGGAAAGAGUUCUAUCUGUUCUGUGGAGCGGAACAGGCGUUUCUGUUGAGUUUGGAUUUGCUAUGAAGAAGAUUGACUUUUGCCUGACCUACAACUUGAAGAAAUACAAACUUGAACUUUCAUAUGAGAGCAUAUGGGAGAUCCAGCUUUAUCAUCCACCUGGAUCACAAAAAAAGUUCCUUUUGAUUCAGGUCAUGGCUGCUCCAAAAAUUUACGAACAAAAUUUAUGGCAUUCUGGCUCUAUGUACGAUGAUCCAUUAUUCAACUAUUUUAGGGAUGAUACUGAUGAUCAGUGGACCAGAACUACUGAUUUUACUCCAUUAGCCAGCAUUGGGCAAUCAUAUAUUCUUUGUCUGGAGUUACCAGCUGAUUGUUAUCUCCCGAAUAUUCGAGAGUACUUUGUUUACUAUAAAAAUCACAAUCAUGACUUCCAUUGCAUGCGUGGACAUUCAUAUUCAAGCAAUUCUUGCUUUGUUCCAAUUGUGAAAUCUCAAUAUUUCACUGAUGUCCCCUACGAGAUACUUUUCAAGAUCAACAACUUGGUUCAGAAUGGAAUACUUAGUGGGCCAACACUUGAUGACAACUUCUACAGUUUGGUCAGCCCGGGAUAUGUAUGUAUUGACCAUAUAAAGCAUGCACUUGAAAAUAUGUCAUACCUAAAGAAGACUUGCUUGAAUCCAAUAAAUUGGUUAUCUGAAAAAUACAAAGAAAUUCAGAUAUCACGCCACAUGUUAACAUCACCAAACAUAGCUCUGGAUGAUGAUGGGUUGGCAUAUGUCUACAGGGUGCAAAUUACCCCUGCAAAAGUGUACUUUUAUGGUCCUGAAAUUAAUGUCUCGAAUCGUGUUGUACGGAAUUACUCUGCUGAUUUGGAGAACUUCCUUCGGAUUUCAUUUGUCGACGAGGACUGUGAGAAGCUCCGUUCGACUGAUUUAUCACCACGCUCUGCUCCAGGAAAUAAUGCAAGCAGAACUGCUCUGUACAACAGAAUUCUGUCGGUCCUUUCAAAUGGCAUCACUAUUGGUAACAAGCACUUUGAGUUUUUGGCUUUCUCUUCAAGUCAGCUGCGGGAUAACUCUGCGUGGAUGUUUGCUUCUCGGACGGGGUUAUCUGCCAGUGACAUCAGGGAGUGGAUGGGGAACUUCCGUAAUAUUAGAAAUGUGGCAAAAUAUGCUGCAAGGCUUGGUCAGUCCUUUAGUGCCUCGACAGAAACCUUGAAAGUACAUAAGUAUGAGGUGCAAGCACUUCCAGAAGUAACAAACGGUACGAAGUAUGUAUUCUCUGAUGGGAUUGGAACCAUUUCAGCUGAUUUUGCAGAUGAGGUGUCUAGGAAGUGCAAAUUGGCCCGCUUUACUCCCUCUGCUUUCCAAAUAAGGUAUGGAGGUUAUAAAGGUGUUGUCGCUAUUGAUCCAAGAUCACACUGGAAACUUUCUUUAAGAAGUAGCAUGUCAAAGUUUCCAUCAGAAAACAUCACACUGGAUGUCCUUGCAUACAGCAAGUACCAGCCAUGUUUCCUCAAUCGGCAGUUAAUCACCCUUCUUUCAACACUUGGAGUCAGAGAUAACAUAUUUGAACUGAAGCAACAAGCAGCUGUGAUGCAGUUAAACAGAUUGGUAACUGAACCACAAGCUGCUAUUGAUGCAAUUGAACUUAUGCCCAUGGGAGAGAUUACCAAUGUUGUGAAAGAAUUGCUGUUAUGUGGCUACCAGCCGGAUGUUGAACCAUAUCUUUCUAUGAUCCUACAAACCUUUAGAGCUUCCAAGUUGCUAGAACUGAAAACGAAGUCAAGGAUAUUCAUCCCAGAAGGACGAGCAAUGAUGGGAUGCUUGGAUGAAACCCGCACACUGAAGUACGGAGAGGUAUUCAUUCAAGCUUCUAAUAGUGCAAAUGAGAGUGAUAAGUUCGUCGUAACUGGGAAAGUCGUUGUUGCCAAAAACCCUUGCCUCCACCCUGGUGAUAUCCGUAUUCUCGAGGCUGUUUAUACUCCUGUUCUGGACCAUAUGGUUAACUGUGUUGUCUUUCCACAGCAGGGGCCAAGGCCUCAUCCUAACGAGUGCUCAGGGAGUGAUCUUGAUGGGGACAUUUAUUUUGUUUCGUGGGACCCAGAUCUCAUUCCAACUCGUAUGGUGGCACCUAUGGACUAUACUCCAGCACCGACGGAAACAUUAGAUCAUGAUGUUGUUAUCGAGGAAGUACAUGAGUAUUUCGCAAAUUACAUAGUUAAUGAGAGUCUGGGAAUCAUUGCCAACGCGCACGUGGUCUUUGCGGAUAAGGAAAGCUUGAAGGCUGAAAGUACACAAUGCAUUAAGCUGGCAGAGCUCUUCUCCAUUGCUGUUGAUUACCCAAAGACAGGGGUGCCGGCUCAAAUUCCGUCCAAACUACAUGUAAGGGAGUAUCCAGAUUUUAUGGAGAAGCUCGACAGGGCUACCUAUAUAUCCAAGGGGGUAAUAGGGAAGCUGUAUAGGGAAAUUAAGAAGCAGAGCCCUCACAUAGGGCAUUUCACGAAGGAUGUGGCAAGGCGGUCUUAUGACACUGAUUUGAUCGUUGAUGGCUACCAAGACUACAUCACCGAAGCUGUGUGGUUCAAGGGAGAGUAUGACUUCAAGUUGGGUAAUCUGAUGGAGCACUACGGAAUAAAAAGUGAGGCUGAGAUAAUAAGCGGAUGCAUUCUUAAGAUGGCAAAGAAUUUUACCAAGAGCAGUGACGCCGAUGCUAUCAGACUGGCGGUGAAAUCUUUGCGGAAGGAAGCAAGGUCAUGGUUCAGCGAUAUGAGCGCCGAUGAGAGCGGGGAUGUUCAUGAAGCAUCGUACGCCAAGGCGUCCGCUUGGUAUCAUGUUACCUAUCACCCGGAGUACUAUGGCUGUUACAACAAAAUAUAUGAGCGGCCACAUCUCAUCAGCUUUCCAUGGUGUGUCUAUGACAAGCUGCUUCACAUCAAGCAGAGGAAGUCACUUCGGAGGAGGUUGCUCGAUCUCCAGAAUGGCAUGAGACGGAACAAUAUAUUAGGUUGAGUGCGACCAUCAGCCGUGGUUCACCUUGGUACAUUCAUUUGAACAUGUCGAUUCUUGUGCUAGAAAUGAUCAUCGAGGGCAGCUAUUAUUGCAAACUAGUAGUAGUAUAUGAUAUGUGGUGAUGGACAUGUGUCUACGAACCUUGGGGUCUUUUGAAUGCAGUCGUUAAAUAUAUUUCUGUGGUUUGAUCUGUAA
Messenger RNA from Hordeum vulgare subsp. vulgare (domesticated barley), 3816 nucleotides. RefSeq names its product probable RNA-dependent RNA polymerase 1. Gene Ontology annotation, biological process: siRNA processing. The record is from RefSeq and is a predicted model, not a curated record. NCBI's taxonomy places the organism in Eukaryota, Viridiplantae, Streptophyta, Magnoliopsida, Poales, Poaceae. The coding region runs from base 274 to 3621 and encodes 1115 amino acids. Gene Ontology annotation, cellular component: nuclear RNA-directed RNA polymerase complex. The transcript is spliced from 5 exons. Gene Ontology annotation, molecular function: RNA binding; RNA-directed RNA polymerase activity.